Molecule: messenger RNA, 2023 nt
Organism: Pisolithus orientalis
Lineage: Eukaryota; Fungi; Basidiomycota; Agaricomycetes; Boletales; Pisolithaceae
Exons: 2
Coding region: 198-1871 (557 amino acids)
Source: RefSeq, a predicted model, not a curated record
CAUUUUUGCUCUAUUGAAAAAGUUUAGUCCAACCAAGUUAGCGCGUACUAGCGACACUUGGAAGUUCUCCUUACGGGAGACGAACGAAAUCUCCUUGCGGGUCGCGCACGCGAAAUCAGGAUACUCAUUACAGGAAGGCCGCUCCUCCACAUUCUCCGACUAGGACUAGCUGUUGCAAUCUACUUAGGUUAUAGAUCAUGAAUUCAGCCUCUUGCCUCCACGAAGCCGCCGAAAGAGAGGUAGAAGAACUUACCACACAAAUUACCGCACUAGAGGUGAAGAGGGAGGAGCUAACAAAUAACUUCCGUCGUGUCAAUCAUACGAUCCGCUCACUUCAAAGUCGGGUUGCUCAAAUCAAGAAUGAUGCGGUGCCAAUCUCUCGCUUACCAUCAGAUGUCCUCGAGAUCAUUUUUGACGAGAGCCGUCGUGUGCUUUUCCGGUGGACGGGCUUCCGCAGACCUCUCCCCAUCGAAGUGCAACUAUCGCACGUAUGUCGAAGAUGGCGUCAAGUGGCUUUGAACACACCCUCUCUAUGGAACACUCUACGGAUCCCGAUCCUUCACAGGGAAAGCGCUAUCAGAACCUAUUUACAUCGCUGCAACCAGUGCCCUCUCAGCGUCCAUUUGGGACCCCAACUAUCAGAUCGUCGGAUGAUGGACGUCAUCACUUCCGAGUUAAUGCCGCGCAUCGGCCAGUUCCGCGAGUUAAUCUUGGACACCGAGGACCGUCAAGAACUUCACGUGUUGCUUUCUCACCUCGUAAACACGGCCGCUCCUUCUCUUCAGAGGCUAAAGAUAACCAGUAAUGACCCUGUGCGUGGUCAGGGAUCUUAUCCCCCCAUAGAAAUAUUCAAACGAGGCGCUCCACUGCUUUCGGAUGUACGCCUCAGUGCCCUUCCCAUCACCUUACCUCAGGCUGCGGUUUCUACACUCCACUUUGACCCGCUUCCUGGACCUGGAAUACCCCUUCCUCGGAGUCAUUUACUCAGCAUAAUCACCCCUGUCGCUUCAUCACUCACCGUGCUCUAUUUGAAAGGAUUCGUGAGUGGCUUCCAUGAAGAGCCUGGAAGCGCCCCCGUUGUACUCCCUGCUCUUCGGGAAUUGGUCGUCCACGAUCAUGCUAUGAUUCACGGGUUCAAUGUCUUCCGCAAUAUCUCUGCUCCCUCAUUGCGAUUCUUCACGCUAUAUGCUCUCAAGCGGCAGGCGUUGUCCUCGAUACAUAAGUUCAUGACCCGUACUUCACCGGAUCAGUUCCAUGGUCUAUGCUCCCUGCACUACAUAGAUUGCGACAUGGACGACGAUCUCGACAUAUACCUUCCCCAUGCGACUUCUACUCUCACACAUCUCUCUGUCUCGCUUGGCAGUCACACACAUCUCAUGCGACUCCUUUCAAACAGUGACAAACAGGCUGCAUUGCACAGGACCGCACCAUUAUGGCCCCGUUUACGUACUCUGACAUUUCAUGUCGCUUCGCCCUGGUCGCAGGAUAGGGAUGAUGUUGAGUCGGACGAGGAGGAUGAACUGCCACCCGAUAUUGUGUUGCUGCUUGACGUCAUUCAACUGCGGAAGGCGGUUGGAGCGGAACUGGAGCUUUUGCGAUUGGAGGGUCCUCACGCUAGAGCAUUCCACGAUGACCUUGCCCUCGCGUUGAUGAAAUCGCAGCUCCAAGUGAAUAUGGAAGUUCUUCCGGGCCUGUCCCCGGGUAAUGAUUCACAACUAUUAAGUAGCGGCGACUGGGCUUACUCGGGCCUUUUUUAUGGAUCAGAAUAUCGAGCCCACUUAUAUCGGAAGAUGCAGUCCGGACCUCAUGGACAACAUCAUUUUCAUUGGGGGUCAGUUCCGCGAGGUCCCGGAUCCCCACUCUCACCAUAGCCGGCAGUUUUUUUCUGGUUCAUUUGCUAUCGCGCUUUGUUCUCGUCUUGUACAGUAAUUAUGUUGUCGACGUCAUUCUGUGGUAUAAUGGAGGGACACAGCCACCGUCUGUAUUGGAUUACACUAGAUUCGCGCUAUUCGGCGGGAGCAGA